CCGAGGAGACUUUGGAGCGUCUCUCCUUGGAAGAGUCUGCACAAUGUCCACGCUGGAUCUGUCGGACGCGUCUCCUGCCGUCGAUAACGCUCGCCAGGAAGGAUUCGGUUCAUUGUGAGGGGCGCCAGGUCCCAGCCGCCUGCAACGCCUCGCGGACCCCGACCAUGAGCCCGCGGCCCCCGCGGCGUUAGCGGCCCCCGGACCCCGCGAUGAUGUACCUGGCGCACACCGCUCACUGGCAGUUCCUGGGCCUGAUAGCGGGGCUCCUGGCGUGGAUCCUCCUCAUGGCCGCCACCGGCCUGAACGAGUGGCGCCUGUGGCGCUUGGACGACGUGUCCGUGGUCACGUCGGGCGUGGCCUGGGUGGGCAUCUGGAGGGCGUGUUUCUACAGCAACGCCUUCCCCGAGGCGGAGACCUGCCGCCGCAUCGGCCUCUCGGAGCCGUUCGCCCCCGCAGAGGUCGCCGCGGCUCAGGUGCUGAUGCCGGUGGCGGUGAUCUGCGGCCUGGUGGGGAACGUGGGCGCCGCCGCGGCCAUGCGGCUGGUCUACUUCUCCGUGGAGGACCGUGGGAACGUGCGGCCGGCCUUCGUGCUGGCGGGGGCGGGGUACCUGCUGGCGGGGACGGUCUGCUCGGUGCCGCUGGCGUGGAACGUACGGUCGGUGCUGAUAAACGGCAGCAUCGAGUUCCCGCCCGAGUUCUACCUCCCCGCGGCGCCGGCCGGGCAGCGGGUGGGCUCGGCCGUCGGCGUGGGCGUCUUUGCCUCGGUGCUGAUGCUCGUGAGCGGGCUGCUGUUCCUCUGCCACCGCUACGCCAGGACGUCGCCCAAAGGCGCCGCGGAGCUGCGGGCACAAGACCGCCAGGGCCGAGACAACCGCGCCUUUCACACGGAGGACGUCUCCUGAUGGAGGACGUCUCCCGAUGGAGGACGUCUCCCGAUGGAGGACGUCUCCCGAUGGAGGAACACAGAGACCCUCUUUGCAUUCUUUUGUUCUGUCAUCCACAAAGUCGGAUUCUUGAAGGUGAAACGUGUCUGAUCGACUCGUUUAUAUCACUUUCAGAACAUUCUCAUAAAGUCUCCACCUAAUAAAUGUUCUUACAGCAGUGA
Gasterosteus aculeatus aculeatus (three-spined stickleback) is the source of this 1105-nucleotide messenger RNA. RefSeq names its product claudin 34a (gene cldn34a). Gene Ontology annotation, cellular component: bicellular tight junction; membrane. Gene Ontology annotation, molecular function: structural molecule activity. NCBI's taxonomy places the organism in Eukaryota, Metazoa, Chordata, Actinopteri, Perciformes, Gasterosteidae. The record is from RefSeq and is a predicted model, not a curated record.